This is a messenger RNA of Sinocyclocheilus rhinocerous, 1035 nucleotides long. Its product is annotated as peptidyl-prolyl cis-trans isomerase H. The record is from RefSeq and is a predicted model, not a curated record. Bases 15 to 470 code for a protein of 151 amino acids. Gene Ontology annotation, cellular component: cytoplasm; intracellular membrane-bounded organelle. Gene Ontology annotation, biological process: protein folding; protein peptidyl-prolyl isomerization. Gene Ontology annotation, molecular function: peptidyl-prolyl cis-trans isomerase activity; cyclosporin A binding. The transcript has 8 exons. Lineage: Eukaryota; Metazoa; Chordata; Actinopteri; Cypriniformes; Cyprinidae.
AGGAAGUGGGCAGAAUGAAGAUCGAGCUUUUUGCUGACAUUGUUCCGAAGACUGCAGAAAAUUUUCGGCAGUUCUGUACUGGUGAAUUCAAGAAGGACGGUGUUCCUGUAGGCUAUAAAGGCUGCACAUUUCAUCGGGUGAUAAAGGACUUCAUGAUUCAGGGUGGUGAUUUCGUCAAUGGGGAUGGCACUGGUAUCUGCAGUAUCUACAGGGGACCGUUUGCAGAUGAGAACUUCAGAAUGAAGCAGUCCGGCCCAGGACUCUUGUCAAUGGCAAACAGUGGACCUGGAACAAAUGGCUGCCAGUUUUUUAUUACCUGCACAAAGUGUGACUGGUUGGAUGGGAAGCAUGUGGUAUUUGGAAAAGUGGUGGAUGGUUUGCUUGUCAUGAGAAAAAUUGAGAAUGUACCAACAGGACCCAACAACAAGCCUAAGCUGCCCAUUGUCGUUGCCCAGUGUGGAGAGAUGUGAUGUAUUACACAUCAGAAAAGACAUGUGACCUUUGCUUUAAAGAAAACAGACAAGCCAUUUCGGACGACUAACUUAUCAUCAUCUCCAUUGCAAAUCGUGUCAUUUUUGUAUAGGUAAUUUUGUGGAAUUGCCUGAUUAUUUGUGAAAAAUUCUUGGUUGAACGAGUUUGUAAUUUUAUAUUGUACAAUGUAAGUCACAGCAAAAUGUGCAUGUUAGCACUCGACACUGGUUCAGAGCAGAUUUCACGAUUAGCUCAUCUUGACUAUCUUUUAUCGACAUUUGCAUUUAUGACCAAACUUGAACAUUCAAGACAGAAACAUGUAUUCUUUGUACAUUCUUUUAUUUUGAUCAGCCUUUAGAAAUGGCCUUAAGACCGUUGAGGGUUUUCUAAACCUUGUAACUUAAUAAAUGUUGACCCGUGUUUUGUUUUUUUUAAGUCAUUGUGUUACAUUCUUUAUUUCACUUCAGAUUCAGUGAGAAUUGAAAUCAAGAGAUGUUUCCUGAAUUGUCAAGGGCUUUGAGUUUAUGAUACUGAGCCAACACCUUAAAGGACACGCCACUUAAU